Messenger RNA from Pocillopora damicornis (cauliflower coral), 2749 nucleotides. Its product is annotated as lysosomal acid glucosylceramidase. Lineage: Eukaryota; Metazoa; Cnidaria; Anthozoa; Scleractinia; Pocilloporidae. Gene Ontology annotation, biological process: glucosylceramide catabolic process. Gene Ontology annotation, molecular function: glucosylceramidase activity. The record is from RefSeq and is a predicted model, not a curated record.
GAGCGCCUGCUCGAACAUUGCAGUAGUUAGGAGAGCUUAUUCGUAAUUUUAACGUUGGGAAAGUAUGUAUCUCAGGAAAGCAGGACUUCUUUUUCUUUCCUUGGCAUGCUGCUUUUUUUCCUUUGUAGCUACAGUUCGAUUUUCACCACCUAAAUAUUCAGCGUGCCACAGCAAAGACUUUGGUCAUGGGGGUACUGUCUGUGUGUGUUCUGAUGAGCAUGGCUGCGAUGCCUUCAGCGAGGGAAGUCCUUUGUCAGAGCAAGAGUAUGCCGUUUACACCAGCUCAAAGACAGGCGAUCGUUUCAAUUUAAGGACGGGGAAGGUUAAAAAACCAGGUUUCUCUAGAAAACUACAACACUCUGCUGAAGUCGAGGUCAAGUUUGUCGUUAAUCAGGAUGAAGUUUUUCAAACUAUACUAGGAAUAGGGGGAGCUUUUACAGAUGCUGCUGGAAUCAACAUAUUAAACAUCAGCUCCACCUUGCAGCAGAAGCUGUUAUCUUCAUACUUUUCUCCAGAUGGCAUUGAGUAUUCCCUUGGGCGUAUUCCUAUGGCCAGCUGCGAUUUUUCUACCUGGCCUUACUCUUACGACGACCAUGAAGGAGAUUUUGGAAUGUCAAACUUUAGCUUGGUCAUGGAAGACUUCAAGCUGAAGAUUCCUUUGUUGUUAUCUGCAUCAAAUAUGAGUAAAAGGACCCUCAAGUUCUUUGGAAGUCCUUGGGCUGCGCCUGCAUGGAUGAAAACCAAUGGCAAGAUGCAAGGGGCUGGAACAUUAAAGGGAGUGGCAGGAGACAAAUAUCAUAAGGCAUGGGCUUUGUACUUUGCAAAGUUCAUCAAGGAGUAUGAAGAAAAUGGGGUGAAAAUCUGGGGAGUUACUGUACAGAAUGAACCUAGCACUGGAUUCAUCCCAUGGUAUGCCUUUCAAACAAUGGGUUACACAAAGGAGAUGGAGAGAGAUUUCAUCAAAGAGGACCUAGGUCCAACCUUGGAGAAGUUUGGCUACUCUGAUGUGAAACUAAUGAUGGUUGACGAUAACCGGAUGUAUGUUGAGCCAUGGGCAGAUACCAUCCUUGGAGAUAAGGAAACAGUUGAAUAUGUUUCUGGCAUUGCAGUUCAUUGGUAUAAUGAGAAUGAUACCUCACCUGAUGUAUUAUCUGCAACACACAAAAAAUUUCCCAACCACUUUAUUCUAAACACGGAAGCGUGUACUGGCUGGACAGGACCCCCUAGUGAGAGAGGAGUUCACCUUGGUCAGUGGUCUAGAGGAAGUGAUUAUGCACAUAGCAUCAUUGAGAAUUUAUCCCACUGGUCAAGUGGAUGGGUGGAUUGGAACAUAGCUCUUAAUUUGCAAGGAGGACCUAACUGGGUGAAGAACUUUGUUGAUUCCCCAAUUAUUGUAGAUGCAGAAAAUAAAGCCUUCUACAAACAGCCAAUGUUUUAUCAUCUUGGCCACUUCAGCAAAUUCGUUCCACCAGGUUCUCACAGAAUUGAAGUAAACAGCUCUGAAGAAACUUCCUUGGAGUUUAUUGGCUUUGUCACACCAGAGGGCAACACUGUUAUGGUGAUACAAAACACUGAAGGAAGAAAUGUUACCUUUGACAUCACUGAUAAAAAGGGAGCAAUCAUCAGUGAAAUUAUUCCAUCUUUUGCAAUUCAGACUUAUAUUUGGUAAAUCUUUGGCACCAUAAUAACAUCAGUAUGCAUAUUCUCCAUACUGUUCUCUAUAUAUUUCCUUGGGUGCUGACAAGGAGAAUUUGUUUGACAACCAAGAGCUUAUUUAGUUAGUGAUAAUUUCCCUUAUACCUUUAUGUUUGAUUCAGGGAUGAUAUUUUAAAGAGAUAUUAGAUGUUUGUCUCUUUCAAGGGUCAAGGGUCAAAGAGUUAAGGUCGCUAAACUUAACUAUUCAGGCCCAUGAUGUAGCUAGUUCCUGAAAAUAAUUGGUGAGAGAGAAUAUAAAUCUCUUCAUGUAGAUUAGCCAAAACCUACCAGCAGGACAAGAAAUGUCCCACAGAUUCAAAUGUGUUUUAAUUCAUGGGAAGUUUUGGAUACUUGACCUUUUUAAUGAACUUUAAGAAAGGGUUGGUCCCUGGAGCUGUGGAGUUUAGAACCUGAUCCCCAUUUUCUGAGCCUAAGAAUACUGGAAAAAAUCAUCUGCAUUAUUUCCACCGCUGAUAUGAGGAAGGCAUCAGAUAGGUUUUUCCGGGGUAGAUAAAAUGUAUGUGUGAAGAGUUACUUGGUAAGUAAGUAACAAUGAAUAAUAAUUAUUAUAAUAAUAACAGGAAUAAAAAAAUCUCAAGAUGAAAAAAUCACAAAAAAAGAUAAGCGGCAUUGGACCCAUAAAUAACUUUUUUUAUAAUAUUGAACGAUAUUGAAAGGGAAGUUUCUAUAAUAAUUUUCCCGAUGAUUAGGUUAUUGAAAUAAAGUUGAAAACUUUUAGUUUGAACAUAUUUUUUUUAUGUUUUUGUUAUUAACUUACUUGCUAUUUUGCCAAUGACGGUUGGUUGAGACUUUCUUUAAAUCUAUUAUUGAACGUAAUCUGAUCGAUUCUCAGUGGCAGUACUAGUGACUAUCGUUUCAACUUGAGCAGAAAUCAUGAGAGUCGAGUGCCGAUUGCUUUUGGUCUAGUCCUCGAAAGCUGAUUGGUCCAUUUCACUAGGACGCAAAAACGCAAGAAGCGUAAAGCGGUUGUGAUUAUUCAGUUUCGAUCAGCGCUAUAGUCUGUUCUUUCCUUAAUUAAAAUGACGUUAGUAAA